Molecule: messenger RNA, 2955 nt
Organism: Orycteropus afer afer
Lineage: Eukaryota; Metazoa; Chordata; Mammalia; Tubulidentata; Orycteropodidae
Gene: STOX1
Product: storkhead box 1
Exons: 4
Coding region: 1-2955 (984 amino acids)
Biological process (GO): positive regulation of transcription by RNA polymerase II
Cellular component (GO): cytoplasm; nucleus
Molecular function (GO): DNA-binding transcription activator activity, RNA polymerase II-specific; RNA polymerase II transcription regulatory region sequence-specific DNA binding
Source: RefSeq, a predicted model, not a curated record
AUGGCUGGGCCGGUGCAGCUGGCGCCUGGAACGCUGGCGCUGGUUCUGUACAGGAUGGAGCCUCACGAGGGGGCGACGGCGGCUGGGGACGCGGAGGAGUCCGGCGGGCGCGCAGUUUUCCGCGCCUUUUGCAGUGCCAACGCACGCUGCUUCUGGAACGCAAGGCUGGCGCGCGCCGCCUCGCGGCUAGCCUUCCUGGGAUGGCUGAGGCGCGGGGUGCUGCUGGUGCACGCUCCUCCAGCCAGCCUGCAGGUGUUGCGCGAUGCUUGGCGGCGCCGGGCGCUGCGCCCGCCGCGCGGCUUCCGCAUCAGGGCGGUGGGUGAUGUCUUUCCAGUGCAAAUGAAUCUAAUAGCUCAAUCUCAGUUUAUACCUUUGGCUGAAGUUCUUUGCUGUGCUGUAUCUGAUAUGAAUGCAGCUCAGGUUGUAGUAACACAGGAAUCACUACUGGAGCAUUUAGUGAAACAUUACCCAGGCAUUGCAAUUCCAUCUCAAGAUAUUAUCUAUACCACUCUGGGAACUCUGAUUAAAGAAAGGAAGAUUUAUCAUACUGGAGAAGGAUACUUCAUAGUUACUCCUCAGACUUACUUUAUCACAAAUACAAUCAACCAAGAACAUAAGAGAGUCCUAUCAGAUGAAAAUCACCCAAUGCCAACUUCUAUUACAUAUCUAGUGAGUGUGGACAACUCUGUAGAAUUAGCCAAAGAGAAUGCUGCCCCUAUUUCCCAUUGUCAGUCUUGCCGAUGCUUUUCUGAUGUGUGCACUCAGGAUGUACAGAAACCACAAAUUGUUGCAGAAGUGACUAGAAAAGGCCAGAAAAGUCUCGGGGAAUCUAAACCUUUGGUACCGAAUCAGGCAGUUUCAGUGUCUGAGGAGAAUCAUGUCUGUGAUAGGACCAAACCUUCAUCAUGUACAAAAGACAGAGAAAAAGGCAAGAAGUUUGGCUUUGGUCUCUUCUGGCGCAAUAUAUCCAGAAAGGAGAAACCCAAAACAGAGCACAGCAGUUUCUCUGCCCAGUUCCCACCUGAAGAAUGGCCUGUUCGAGAUGAAGAUAACUUGGACAAUAUCCCACGAGACGUUGAACAUGAGAUAAUCAGACGAAUUAACCCCAUUCUAACUGUUGAUAACUUAAUCAAACACACUGUCUUAAUGCAAAAAUAUGAAGAGCAGAAAAAGUAUAAUAGCCAGGGUACUUCCACUGAUAUGCAGACAAGUAGGCACAAAUAUUCUACAAAAGAAGAUGUUGAGAAAAGGCAAAGUCGGUCUGCAAAACCUCAACGGCAGGGUCAUUCUCAUAGAGAGAGACACAAAGGCAGAAGUCAGACAAGUGAGCUAAAAAGCAUUAGACAGGAGAAAUACCUCAAGCUCCUCGCUACACAGUCCAACUCCAGAAGUAAAACUCCAAAUGAAGUAGUUCAGAAACCACUUGGUGAGAAUCCAAUGGUGCUAGAUUCCCAUUUGAUUUAUAAAAGGAGAAUCAGCAAUCCUUUCCAGGAUUUGCCUCAUCGCAGGAGCCCAAUGACCAAAGGGCACAAGAGUCAGAAGUCCAAGGAUCUGAAACCCAGUCGGAUUGGGCCAAAAGAAAGAACUUUCCAAAGGUCAAGGUCUUUACAUUCCUCAAACAUCUUUGACUGUGAAACCAAACAGCCAUUUGCAAAACAACAUAAACUGAAAGAAGAAUCAAUUUAUAUGAGUAACUCUGUCCCACCUAUCAGUGAUGACUUAAGAGAUCAUCUCCCAGAUAACGCUCAAUGUAAUGAUCUGCAAAUUGAUAACAACUGCUGUUCCUUUAGAGAAGUUACAGGAUACGACAUGUAUGGUGGAGGAAGCGAUGUAAUCCCUGAAAUCUUGAGGAGAAGCCAUUCUCACUUUGACAAAUUAGAGGAGACAGAAGAAUCACAGCAUGUCCCGCCAUCACAAGAUCCUUCCUCUUUAGACCAAGCUUCCUCUACUUGUGGGUUAGUUGCUAAAACAAUGCAACAGUUCCAAAAUCUUGGCCUUUUGGAUUACCCAGUUGGUGUGAACCAUUUGAGACAACCUGAGAGGCAAAACAGAGAUUCAGAAGAACUAAAGAGAAAGGCAUUUGUCCAGGACACAGAGACUCUUAAUCUAGAAAAUGAAGGCCUUUCUGACAGUGAUCAGGCCUUGUAUGAAAAUGAAGUGGAAGAUGAUGAUGGUGCCUGCAGUUCAUUAUAUCUGGAGGAGGAUGAUUUUUCAGAGAAUGAUGACUUACGUCAAGUACUGUCUGGUCAUACUCGGAAUUCCUUUCCAGGGGGAAGUAAGUGGAAUGAUUUAGGAAAACAAAAGGGGACUGAAAAAUCUCUGACUGAGUACAAUAGCAACAUAUAUAGAUUCGAAACUCAGGUGCUUAAUGGCAGUGAAUGUUAUCAACACAGUGGGUUGCUAACUAACCCAGGUGAAAGUCAAACACCUAAUCUCGCUACUGAAAGCAGUGGCCUUCAUUCAGGGCCCAGGUUCACUUUUAAUUAUGAAGAGGACCCCAGUGUUGCUAAAUGUGCACAGGCCUCAGCACUCGGUGAUGGAAGUAUAUUUGAUUACUACAGCACAAGGAAAGCCAAUUCUGAGGCUGAAACCCUGCAAGACUCUGCUGGUGACAUAGGAAAGAAACCAGCCACCUGGAGUCAGAAUCCUCAGAAUCAGGAAAUGAGAAAACAUUUCAAACAGAAGUUAGAACUCUUCAGUUCUUCACGUAGGCCAGUGUUGUCUCAGGAUGUCCAACAUGAAGAUAGUCACUUGGAAGGAACAGAAAAUCAUAGCAUGGCAGGAGAUAGUGGAAUAGAUUCUCCACGGACUCAGAGUUUGGCAUCUAAUAAUUCAGUCAUUUUGGAUGGACUAAAAAGAAGACAGAAUUUUCUGAAGAACAUUGAAGGCACAAAGAGCAGUCAAGCACUCACACCCAAUUCCUUACUACAACUAACUCCAGUCAUAAAUGUUUAA